AUGGUGCAGAUGAUGGAGUCGCAGUGUGAAUAUUUCAUGUAUUUCCCGGCGGUGCCCAUCACGGAUCUGUCGGACCCGGCCCGCUACCGCACUCUGCCCCGCCGCAGCCACCUCUACCUGGGAGAGACGGUCCGCUUCCUUCUGGUGCUGCGCUGCAGGGACGCGGGGUUGACGCCGACCGAGCACGGCCCCGCAGGGGGCGCCGAUGGUGCAGCAGCGGGUUUUGGGACGGAGUCAGCCAGUAGCCAGGCGUGGAGGGAGCUGGCCGGCUCUCUGUGUGCCGUGGCCAGCGUGAGUCCAGGUGAGAGCAGCCGCCACCGUGGCAACCACCAACUGCAUCACCAUGACUACCAGAGCAGCGGGGACGAGGCUAACGAAGACGGCGAGGAGGACUACAUCGCGGCAGCAGAGGCAGCGAUCGCAGCGCUCGGCAGCAGGGUGGACUCACGGUGUCGAAGCUUCAGGGACUGCAAACCACUGCUCAUCCACAACUCAUCUGGCACGGCUUCGAGGGAGUUCCGCAGGGCACCUGUUCAGUCCCCUUUGGACGAGCCUGUGGUUUUGACGGAUGAAGUGAUCUUCCCGCUCACCGUCUCUUUGGACAAACUCCCUGUCAGCACCCUGAAAGUCAAGGUGAUGGUCACCGUGUGGAAGAAGGAGGCGGAGAAAGCGGAGGUGCAGGAACUCGGCUACCUGAGCGUUCUGCAGCAGCGAGAACCGACACACACCUUCAGACACGACCUGAACACCUUCAAGGCUCAGGUUAGCACCACCCUGACCGUCCUGCCACCUCCAACCCUCCGCUGUAAGCAGAUGACCGUGUCUGGGCGGCACCUCGCCGUCCUCAAAGUCCUGAAUGAGUCCUCUCAGGAGGAGGUGAGUAUCCGGGACGUUCGGAUAUUACCGAACAUGAACGCCUCCUACCUUCCCAUGAUGCCGGACGGCUCAGUGCUGCUCGUGGACAAUGUGUGCCACCAGUCGGGGGAGGUCGGCAUGGCUUCCUUCUGCAGGGUGGACAGCCUGGCCUGCCGCCUUCCCAGCAUGCUCAGCGCUUUGGAGGAGCACGACUUCCUGUUCCAGCUGCACCUCAAUGACGUGCCGCAGGACGACUCUAACGAGGGCUUGGAGGUUCCCCUGGUCGCAGUGCUGCAGUGGUCAACUCCCAAGAUGCCUUUCACCAACUGUAUCUACACUCACUACAGGUUGCCCAGUAUCCGUCUGGACCGGCCACGCUUCGUCAUGACAGCGAGCUGUCCGAGCACCGUCAGGGUGAAGGAGCACUUCAAAGUCAAAUACGUUCUGCUCAACAACCUGCAGGACUUCCUGGCUGUGCGGCUUGUGUGGACUCCAGAGGGUCAGUGUGUGUUACUGAAGCUGCAGGACAGAGUUCGUCGCGCUCAGGGGGAGGAUGCGACGCUGGCCGCCGUCGUCUGUCACACUCCUCUCAGUAACCUUGGUCACUGUCGGAAAGGAAGCACUCUGUCCUUCAGCGUGGCCUUCCAGAUCCUCAAACCAGGACUGUACGAGCUGAGUCAGCACAUGAAGCUGAAGCUGCAGUUCACAGCCUCCGUCUCCAACCCUCCACCCGACGCUCGGCCCCUGUCACGGAAAAACAGCCCGUCCAGCCCGGCGGUUCGAGACCUGUUGGACCGACACCAGGCCAGUCUGGGUCGAUCGCAGUCCUUCUCCCACCAGCAGCCGUCUCGAUCCCACAUCAUGAGGACGGGCAGUGCCAUGGAGCGCCGGGCCAUCACGCCUCCCGUCGGCUCUCCGGUUGGUCGGCCGCUCUACUUGCCGCCUCAGGACAAAACGCUGCUGUCGCUGGACAAGAUCGCCAAGAGGGAGUGCAAAGUCCUGGUGGUGGAUCCUGUCAGCUAGGAUGUAAGGAAGCAAGGACGCAAGGAGGGAUAGACAGGAAAGGACAAGGAGGCAGUGAGGAGAGGCUUUUAAAAAAAGAAAAAAAUGAGUCGAUGAAAAGAAAAAGAGAAAAAACAGAA
This is a messenger RNA of Toxotes jaculatrix (banded archerfish), 1997 nucleotides long. RefSeq names its product trafficking protein particle complex subunit 14-like. Gene Ontology annotation, molecular function: alpha-tubulin binding. The coding region runs from base 1 to 1878 and encodes 625 amino acids. The transcript has 13 exons. Gene Ontology annotation, cellular component: TRAPPII protein complex. Gene Ontology annotation, biological process: cilium assembly. NCBI's taxonomy places the organism in Eukaryota, Metazoa, Chordata, Actinopteri, Toxotidae. The record is from RefSeq and is a predicted model, not a curated record.